Messenger RNA from Sitodiplosis mosellana (orange wheat blossom midge), 782 nucleotides. It is a transcript of the gene Prosbeta4, whose product is annotated as probable proteasome subunit beta type-2. NCBI's taxonomy places the organism in Eukaryota, Metazoa, Arthropoda, Insecta, Diptera, Cecidomyiidae. Gene Ontology annotation, biological process: proteasomal protein catabolic process. Gene Ontology annotation, molecular function: peptidase activity. Gene Ontology annotation, cellular component: cytosol; proteasome core complex; nucleus. Bases 52 to 666 code for a protein of 204 amino acids. The transcript has 3 exons. The record is from RefSeq and is a predicted model, not a curated record.
UUCUGCCGAGUAAUCAUUGAUUGAGACGGUUUGUUCGAAACAGCAGUAAACAUGGAAACGAUUUUGGGGAUUAAAGGAUCCGAUUUUGUGAUGCUGGCUGCAGAUUGCACUCAAGCACACUCAAUCAUUUCAUUGAAAGAAGACCAAGACAAAAUUCAUACAAUUUCCGAUAAAUUGUUGAUUGCGGCAAUCGGCGACACUGGUGAUGCAAUUCAGUUUACUGAAUACAUCUCCAAAAAUUUGGCAUUGUACAAAAUGCGCAAUGGGUACGAUUUAAGUCCCAAAUCCGCGGCUCAUUUUACGCGCAGAAAUUUGGCUGAUUAUUUGCGAAGCAGUACUCCGUACCAUGUUAACCUAUUUGUGGCCGGGUAUGAUGAGAACGAAGGUUCCGAGCUGCAUUACGUAGAUUACAUUGCAAACGCCAAAUCGUUGAAUUAUGCCGGACAAGGCUAUGGUGGCAUAUUUGCAGCCAGUAUUUUCGAUCGCUACUGGCAUCCAAAGAUAACACAAGCUGAGGCCUACGAUAUUCUACAAAAGUGCGUCUUGGAAAUUCAAAAGCGUUUGAUCAUCAAUUUGAGCAAUUUCAAAGUAGCUGUUGUCGAUAAAACCGGUGUACGUCGAUUGGAUGACAUCUCGUCGAAGUCACUUCUCAACUACGUUCCAUGAAAAAUAACCACAACAACAAUAAUCGAAUUGAUCAUUUAAAAAAUAAACACUUUGAUAUAAAACGAAUACAAAGCUAAAUAAACUCAUUUAAUUUACAUGGGUUUUUGAUGAUCGUA